This is a messenger RNA of Schistosoma mattheei, 3696 nucleotides long. The record is from the annotation of a GenBank genome assembly. NCBI's taxonomy places the organism in Eukaryota, Metazoa, Platyhelminthes, Trematoda, Strigeidida, Schistosomatidae.
GUUUUGUCUGAAUUGUCCGCGCUCUAUUUCACGUAGAUCAUGAGCUAUCACUCGUGAUGGGUCUUGAGGAAAGCAAAAUUGGUCAAACAAACAAAGCUAACUGUAACACACCAAAUUUGUGUUUCUUUGCGCCUGUUUCACCUGGAAGAAUAAUCCAUCAAUGCACUCUGGAGUUAUGGAAAAAAUCUCACCGGGGUAACGUGAUACAUAUUUUACUCAUAAGGCAUGUUUAGAACUUUUCAACUUCUCAGACAAGGUGAUGGUGUGUACCUAUCAACUGCCUCAUGAUUGCACAUCGGCAUUUUGUCUCACUAGGCAAAAUAUUGUGAAUUUUCGAAAAUCGUGUUCUGUUUUCUCACUGAGAAAGCGAAGAGAAUAUACAAAAAUGGCUGAACAUUUCGAGUAUAAUCACAUACCUGCUCAUUUAUCUUCCAUACAGAAUUUACACUUCAAAUCGGUGUUAGACAUUCACAGUGGAUUGGCAGUUGUUCAUUUGGCACGAGAUAUGAUAACUCAGUUUGCAUUAGUUGACUUAAGGAUUAAUAAAUUCCUUGGUUCUUUUGGUCGGCAAACGGUUCUCUUUAGUCCUGAAUCAACCAUAGGAAAAAUAUCACCCGAUGGAACUUAUUGUCUAAUUAGACUCCCUUGGUCGAGAAAUAGGAGAGUUUAUAUACUCAAGCUGUACAACUUACGAAAUAGUGAACUUAUUUCUGAACUUCCAUUAGCUAAUUCUUCUAAUUACGAUGAAGUACCAUUAAACAGUUUCCGUCUGCCACUAGGCCCAUAUCAGGAAAAUAAUAGAGAGUCAAAUAUUCGGCCGUCGUACGAUAUUUUAUCAACGUCCAACUCAGUAACUGCAAACUUUAGAGGGAAUGUACAAAAUGAGAAUCAACUUCAACUAGGUCCAGCUCGUUCUUCUCAGGUGUUGUUUGCUUUUGAUCCACGAUUUGUAAAUUCACGCAUAGCAAUAACUAACGUGGACUUUCCACAUGGACCAAACUCUCACAAAGUGUCUUCCAACUGGGUCCCAGGAAUACAGGCUACUAUAAGUUUGGUAAAACUUCCAACGUGGGAGUGUUUAACAUCAACUAACAAACUUUGUUCUUGGUCUCCUUCAAAUCGUCACGGUUCACCUUUUAUAAACAAUGCUACGUGUAGAGAACCGACAAGACGAAGACGAUCAUCAGAUGCUAACCAUGUAGGUGGUUUACCCAGUCCGAACUCAUUCAGUCAUGUUUUUCCACAUAUUAUGAGCAUAUUUUAUUCAAGAGAUGGCUAUUUUUUAUUUACAAUCACCACAGAGUCUCGAACCUGUCGAUGUUCUGCCAUUGGUAAUAUUAACCAUUCUGUGAAUUCUUUAUUACCAGAUGUAUCUGGUUACUCAGAUGAUAUUUGCAACCCCUUAAGUUCAGGCCGACCAACAAACAACGGAACUGAAAGUGGUCGAACUCAGCAAAAGAACUUGGUUUCAACACAGUGUAUUGAAUCAAAUACACGUUACAAUCCAAAAAAUAAUAGUACAUCCCCAAUGUUGGCUCCCACACUGCCUGGUUGCACCACUUUGUGGCUUACUAUUUUCAAUUCUGAUACAUUAGAAAGGUUAAGAAUUUUGAGAUUUGAUCGAUCAGUAUGCCCAAUUCACACAUGUCCUACCAAUUACCUACCCGUAAUGAGCCGUUGUGGAUCAAGGAUAGCUUUAAUUACACGACAAGCAGUGGGAUAUUAUAAUAGUACUAGUAAUCAGAACGCCAGUAACAAUUCACGUGAAUACCUGUUUUCCAGCUGUAAGACGCUUCCUGUAUCUUUAAGGCACUCCGUUCCAUCUAUAAGUUUAGGAGGCUGUUCUAAUUCACAAUGCGUGAUUAAUAAAAGUGCUAGUCAAGAAACCAGCAAAGAAAACUCUACGAAACGCACUGAAUUCAAGAAGCAACAACCGUUUAUAUCUCCAACCUGCUUGCUUAUUCAACCAAGAAACCUUAAUUUGAGUCAUCAUCUAUCUACAUCAUUACCAUCUCCAUUGUCAAAAGUUCACUUGUCUUCCGGAAGUUCACCAUUUCGACAAAUGACUGGUUGUUCAAGUUUAGAGUUAAGUGUUUCUUCUUAUCGUCCAAUGGCUGUUUCCUUUGAAUCUUCUUUUAUUGGAACUCAGUGUAAUUCUUCAAGUAGUUGUACUGCCACAGUAUCCACACGUACCAGUAAUAGUAGUGGUGUUGUUGUUACUUCUGCUGGUACUUCAGUGGUAAAUUCAACGGUACAAAUUGAUGUGCUUCUUGUUUAUCAACUACCUCCGCCACCAAAACUACAAGCAUUAGUGAGACAACGAAUUCGUCAACUCUGCAAAGAUGAAUACCUUGAACAGUUAGAUCUUCCACGUAGAAUUAUUAGCUAUUUACAAUUUGAACCAUCGUACAAUUGUGCUGGCUCAUGUAUUUCUCGAUCGAACAGUUCUACCAGAACAGUACGAAGUGAUAGUUUUGACCUGUGAUACAGAUUUAUGCGCAUAUAUUUAUAUUUAUGUAUCUAAUUUAUUUCUUACUAUUUUGUUCAGUAUUUUUAUUUAUAAGUAACAUUUAAUUCCUAAUUGUCAUCUUUAAUUUACUGACAUUUGACAGCCUUUGAUCUUUAUUGUUAAAACUCUCAUUCUAUGUAUAUUGUGAAUUAUGUGUUGAUAUUUACAGAUUGAUAAUUUAUAUCCUGCAAUUUUAAUAGGUGAAAUUUAUUAAAUUCCAGUAUUGAUUUUCGUAAUUUGACUUAUCCAAUUUCUUGAUAUUCAUAUUUAUCCUUAGCAUUUAUCAAUGAAAAAGGUACACGGUUUUUGUAGGAUUGAUUUUUCCAUCAAUAAAUGGAUGGUGCUUUGAACUUAUUAAGAAUACAACAAGAGAGUAAAAAUUGUAUUAUUAUUAUUAUUAUUUAUAUGACUUGAAAGAAAGGAUCUUUAGUGUUUUAUACUAAGCUCCACGAAACAAUAAACUAAAGUUUUUCAUAAAGAAUUUGUAAUUUAACACUUUGACAUAAUAUAAUUAUUGGUUCUUCAUAUAUAUUCAUCUGUAUGUAUGCAACACAAUGAUACUGUGCUACAUCUUGUCAUAUAAUUCUUUAGUAUGAUUUCGUCACAUUUUGUGCUUUCCUUGUUGAUCUAAACAAAAGCUUAUGUUAUGCAAUAGCUUUGAAGAACUUCAGCAAAACAAUCUGAUGUAUAUCUAUCUAUUUACAUAUAUAUCUAUCUCUCUCUCCAUAUAUAUGUCAGGUUUACUUAUUUAUUUAUCUCUUUUAACUGGCUAAAUCUUAUUAUUCGUUUUUUCUUUCUUAUCAUUUCAUACUAGGCAUUGUUCUCUUAUUUAUACUAAACAUAAUCAAUUUCUCAUAAUGGUAACAAUUAAUUUAUUACUUUUCUUUUUAUGGUUAAAUAUUUGCUGCAAUUAUUGUAUAAACAUUGGUGUAACUGGUGAUGUUCAUCUUUCUUGAUUCCCUCUCUGUCUCAAUUUUUCUUGGCUCUUUCAUUUGAUGAUGAUUCCUUUGUUUUUUCACACACAUACAAAAAAAAGCAAAACUAAAUCUACAUUUCAUCUAAAUGUACAGAUAUAUACAAAUGUCAAAUUAAUGAUUUCCUUUUCAUUUAUUUUUCUAUUAUUUCAUAUUUAUGAACUUUGACAUUAAUUUUUUUAAAAUUAUUACUAUUAUUAUUAUUAUUAUUAU